Syzygium oleosum is the source of this 1407-nucleotide messenger RNA. RefSeq lists its product as uncharacterized. Bases 1 to 1407 code for a protein of 468 amino acids. Gene Ontology annotation, molecular function: zinc ion binding; nucleic acid binding. NCBI's taxonomy places the organism in Eukaryota, Viridiplantae, Streptophyta, Magnoliopsida, Myrtales, Myrtaceae. The transcript has a single exon. The record is from RefSeq and is a predicted model, not a curated record.
AUGGAUAAUCCUGAACCGAGAGCCCCUAGGAGGAGGGCCGAACCAGGUCAGGCUGGUGCCAGAAGGAGAGCACCAGGGGAUCCUAGAUUGGACCAGAUCCUGCAGGCUUUAGAGACUUUAAUAGGGCAGCAGGCUCAGAAUCAAGCCGCCGCUGCCGCUGCUGUACCUGCACCUGCACCUGCGCCUGUGCCUGUAGAUGUUCCGUUAGCUGGCAAUGGAAAUGGGAACCAGCCCAUGCACAAGUUGGUGGAGCAAUUUCUGAAACUCAAGCCGCCCAAGUUCACUGGCACGGGUGAUCCUGAGGCUGCAACCCUCUGGAUUAGGGAGUUGGAAAAGGUUUUUGCCUUACUGAGAUGUACAGAUGAAGACAAGGUGACACUGGCAGUCUACCAAUUGCAAGGUAACGCCAGUACUUGGUGGGAAGCUACCCAGAGGAGGGUAUUUCCCGAAGGUACGGCCCGGGUGUGGGGUGCCUUCGUGGAAGCUUUUUAUAAUAAGUACUUUUCGGACUGCGCUCGAGAGCAGAAGAUGAAUGAGUUUCAGCGUCUUCGGCAGAACCAAUUGUCGGUAGACCAGUACGAGGCAAGGUUUGCUGAGCUGUCCCAAUAUGCCCCGAGGUUGAUUGAAGACCCAGUUGACAAGGCAAGGAGGUUUAGGGAUGGGCUGAAACCUGAGAUUAAGGAUCAACUGGUGCCCCUGAAUCUGAAGGACUAUAAUGAGCUGUAUGAAAGAGCGCAAUUAAUUGAGAGAAACUUGGCUGAGAGGACAGCCGCGUCUGGAUCGCGGUUUGUGCCAAACAAGGAUAAUCAUCGGUUUGGGAAGAGACCGAUGACAGGAAGUAAGUUCCACGUCCCUCCUAAUAAGAAAGGUGGCGUGAGGAAACCGGUGUACAACAAUAAUGGCCCCUGUCGAUUCUGUGGAAGACACCAUGGAUCAGCCCCUUGCCCUAUGAGGACGGGAGUUUGUUUUGGAUGUGGCCAGCACGGCCACCACGUGAGAGACUGUCCACGCCAGGCAGCGGGAGCGCAAAGACCAAUGCAGCAGGUAGGACAACCUACAAGUAGUGCCCCGCCGAACCAGUGGAACCGACCCCAAGUGCAAGGAAGGGUCUAUGCUGUCACAAGGAAGGAGGCGGAGGACUCGCCUGCCGUCAUUACAGGUACGGUUUCAUUACACGACCAUGCUGCCUAUGCUUUGUUUGAUCCUGGAGCUACGCAUUCAUUUGUGGCUAAGCAAUUUGUGGAAUUAGUGGGGUUAAGUCCGAAACCGCUGGGAGUGGUUUAUAAUAUUUCUACCCCUUUAAAGAAUAGUAUAGUGUCUGCAGUAGGCUGUACUGGUUGUAGAUUAUCUGUUGGUGGUCGUGAGGACAAAGAUAGAUUUGAUUGUUUUGACGAUGUUCGACUUUGA